CCUGGAACACCCCGGAAGUGAAAACUGAAGUAGGAAGCAAUAACCUUAUCCAUUAAGUUAAAUUACGAAACCACCCUCACCCUCACCCCCUUAACAAGUAACAACAGAUAACGCAGAGUGAAAGGAGAGGUUGAAAAAAAGCGUUGGAUGAAACCAUGAUUGCUCUGAAAGGCAUUCACGCUUCCUUGGGUCCCACGCGCACGCUGCACCACGCCGCCAGACCUCCCAACGCGAGGGCUUCGGUGUCGUGCAAGUCGAGCGAGUCCGACUCUGAUUCCACAGCCGAAGGGAAUGCUCAGAGCCAGGAGCUUCUGGCGCAAAUCGCCAUGCUUCAGACGCAGAAGGUUCGCCUCACCGAUUUUCUCGACGAGAGGUCUCAGUAUUUGAGCCAGUUCGGGGAAGAGGCUAAAGCCGAGUUCGACAAGGUUGGGGAGGACGCGCUUAAGGGAUUGGAUGAAGCUGGUGCCAGAAUAACAGCAAACAUAGAGAGCCAGAUGCUAGAAUUCGAGGAAUCUACUGAGCUUAACAGACAAGAGAUUGAGGAGAGUGAAAACAAAAUAGUGGAGUUUGAGGGCCAAAUGGAGAAGGAGCGAAACGAAGGGCUAUUCUUCAAGAACCUUGAUCAGAAGGCACCUGUUGACAAAGCCAAAGCCAAGGAGGAUGUGGAAAAGAUCAAAGAUGUGAAGAGAGAAAACAAUGGUAGCAAAACCAGGAAAAAUGUUUACCUCUUCUUCAUUGGCUUGCUCACUUUUGGAAUAGUUGAUUCUGUUGCCUCAUCCUCGGGUGCUGAUUGGAAAAGAGUUGCAAUUCUUGGUGGUUUUCUUGUGCUCUUAUUUUCUCUGUUCAUCAAUGAACAAAACAAGGACAACAAGAAAGACUAGAAAUGAAGAGCAAAAGGGUCAACUUCAUUUCUCAUUGUGAUCAAAUAAGAACUUUCUUGGGGGGAAGACAUUGUGAAUAGUAAUGGCUGGUUGAAUAUAUGGCCCCAAGUAAGAGCUUACAACUUGGACUUGAUGCAGCAAUCAGCUUUUGCUAGGGCAUCAACUUCAGCUGAUAUAUUGGUGAUAUCACCAUAGUGUGUCCAGAAUUUGGGGAUGAACUUAGUUUUCAUGAGAUGCUGCAUAAAUGCAGAAUUUCUUUAAAUCUUAUGUUGAUGCAGAAAAUAUAUAUAUAGCUUUCAGGUGCAUCAUCGUCGUCGUCAUCAUGGCUAUUUCAAAUGUGUAUUUAGAAGAACAACGUGUCACUGUCUUUUUAUCAUAGUGUCAUCAUAUAAACAAAUAUUGUGAAA
Messenger RNA from Cajanus cajan (pigeon pea), 1288 nucleotides. RefSeq lists its product as uncharacterized. NCBI's taxonomy places the organism in Eukaryota, Viridiplantae, Streptophyta, Magnoliopsida, Fabales, Fabaceae. The record is from RefSeq and is a predicted model, not a curated record. Gene Ontology annotation, cellular component: chloroplast.